Messenger RNA from Clonostachys byssicola, 1455 nucleotides. NCBI's taxonomy places the organism in Eukaryota, Fungi, Ascomycota, Sordariomycetes, Hypocreales, Bionectriaceae. The record is from the annotation of a GenBank genome assembly.
AUGCAGCGUGACCUCAAGUCCUCCAUUGCCAUAUUUGGCCCUACCGCUUCUGGCAAAACCAAGCUGGGAGUGACCAUCGCCAGAACAUUUCUGGGCGAGGUUGUCUCCGUCGACAGCCUCCAGUGCUAUCGACCGGGGGGCGUCGUCACAGCAAAGCCUCGCGCCGAAGAGAUGCAAGGCGUUCCCCAUCAUAUGAUAGACUACCUUGAAGCCGAUGAGGAACCUCAUGAUUUUGUAAGCAUGGCCGCUGAAAAAAUGGACGACAUUAGUAGUCGUGGAAAGCUGCCAAUCCUUGUUGGCGGCUCGACCUCCCUUACAAUUCCUCUGCUGCAUGAAGCAUUCAAACGUCGGUACCGAAUGAUGGUGAUCACAUUGGUGCCUGGUCAAUCAACAUACCAGUCACUCAUCCAGGCCAGGGCUGACGAGAUGCUGGAGAUGGGUCUCUUAGAUGAGCUCACCGAGCUGAAGCGCCUCCAACAGAGCCUUCUCGGUGAUGAGCCCGAUUUUGAUAAAGGUAUAUGGAAGGCAAUCGGAUAUUCAGAGUUCUUUUCGUACCUUCAAUCUGAUACGGGCACCGGCGACCACGGGGUCUUGAUCCAAAAUGCCCUGACAUCAAUGUACGUCAAUACUAUACGGUAUGGCCUCCUCCAACUGGAGUGGAUUCAACACACCUUGAUGCCUAUUCUGCACAAAGGCCGGGUAGCGUGUAUCAGCCUUCCGGUCAGUGACAAAGCAUCCUGGAUAGUGGAUGUUGAAGGGCCUGCGAUUUCAAUAAUCACCGAGUUUUGCCACAACUCCCCGUCAAUGUGGCUUCCAUCGAAGGAGACCCCAAAACACCGCGUUGUAUGCUUAUUUGGUGGAGCCUCUUCCGGUAACGAUCCCGCGCAUAUUGAGGCGGCCAAGGCCCUCGCACAUGUGUUGCACCGUCAUGACAUAAAACUUAUAUAUGGCGGCGGCACCACUGGAAUUAUGGGUGCCAUUGCAGGUACUCUGGUGGAACUGUCUGGCCCAAACGCCGUUCACGGUAUCAUCCCAGCUGCGCUUGCAAGAUACGAGGAAGAGGUGACCAAGGAGUGCGCCGACCCUUCUCGCUUCGGAACUCGGACCGUUGUGAGGGAUAUGCACACCCGCAAGAGACUCAUGGUCAAGUCUGUCCUCGAUGGUGCUCCAGGCAGUGGCUUCGUCGCAUUGAGUGGGGGUUAUGGCACCAUGGAGGAGCUGUUUGAGGUUACCACAUGGUAUCAGCUGGGUAUCCACGGCCGCAGUGUUUGCAUCUUCAAUGUGAGCGGGUUCUACGAUGGUUUGUUACACUGGAUCAGUAAGGUUGUCCAAGAUGGGUUUGUAGACCUGAAGGAUGCUGGCAUUCUAAGGGUUGCGGCAUCGGCAGAUGAAGUUGUUUCUUGUCUGGGAGAUAAACAUUCGUCAUCACGAAUUGGUGAACUCGAGUGGAUUUAG